AUGGAGCCUGAGGUGCAAGAGAAAAAGAGAUCAUCCCAGGGUUGGCUUCCUGCCACGCUCAGAUGGCCAUAUCUUCUCUGUUUGGCGAGUCUGUUACUCUUCUUACUGGCGGUGGUUGAGACACUGCGCCAGUACUCUCAGAGGAAAGGAUUCCUCAUCCACUGGAGCUACGCUGAAGAUCUCUCAGGGGCCACUUGGCAAGUUUACACUUACUUGCCCUUGGUCCUUGCCUUGCUCCCCAUCGUUCUCCUGGAUAUCUGCGCCCAGGACGUGUUCCGAUUGGAGAUUUACUUUCAACUUGCGAAACAGGAAGCCACUCCGGCCAGAGUGCUCUUCGCCAAUUAUUGCAGCAAUGGAGUGACAGCGUCGAUGAUUGCGGCUCGAAACCGACACUGGAUUGUGUUAUGCGUCGCGCCGGUAUUUUUGAUCUGUCGCAUGUUUCUUCCUACGUUGGCAUCUGGUAUCAUCAGCUUGGAUGGAACCACUUUCGACGAGAGCAAAACAGUCCACACGUGGCCAUCGAUAGUUGAACUCGAUACUCAAAUGUCUUGGUUCAAUUCUAGCCUCUCGCAUCAGGGAAUGUUAGGCCGCUCUGAUCUGGGCAGCAUGUUCCUAUCCCGCCCAUCAACGUACGCGGCCGCACCUGUCUCGAUUCCCGGGGAUGCCACCGAGAACUCGUUCUUGACCGUCAAUCAGACGGCCUAUUGGUCAAACUUGACCUGUGCCACUCAAUCCUCAUCCGGGGCGAUCAACAAUACAUUCUCAUCUAUUAACUCCACAAGUGGCACGGGGAGCAACCAGCUGGUCUGGUUGUGGCAGAUGCGCGACUUCGAGCUUUCCGGGAGUACCAACGAAACGAAUACAACCCGAUGUCGAAUCAACUUAGACCUUGAAAUUACUUCCAAGUCGAACCAGAGAAGUCUUCACGCACGUUACUGGGCUCCUAUCUCCAACGCAACCGAUACCAACUCAUCAUUUGUCCCAGUCGAUGGAUGUGACUCCUUUGAACUCUUCGGGGUGAUCCUUGAUUCAAAAAUCAUCGACGGAAAUAUCAUGGAACCGAACAUCACUGUGCUUGGCUGCUCGCCAGUGUAUCACCAAACUCAGGCGGCAGUCACUCUCAACAACAACGGCUCUAUCGCAGACUUGCAAACUGACCCCGACAAUAUCAAACCCCUCAAUUCAACUGACUUCUAUGUGCAAGGCUUGCAUGAUGUGAUCUCCGCCAAGUAUACACCACAGGCGCAGGGAAUCGCGGUAUCGAAUUCUUCAUCGCAAAGUGAACGUAAAUUGAACAUCGUGCAGAACAGCAAACCAGUUAAUUCCACCGCAUUUUUCAACGAAAUGCAAUUCUCUUGGAAUGAGAACUUCAUCACCAUCAUCAACAAGCUUUUCAACCCAGCUUCACCCCCAACGACCAUCGAUGCCACAUUAUCAUCUUAUGUGGUGGUCUUGGCGGUUGCCCCCAACACAGCAAUAUUCACAGAAGCAAUCUUGAUCGUUUGUCUCAUUGUUCUUGGUAUGCUGGGAUCAACCUGUCAUCGCCGACGCAACUUUCUGCAAUGGGACCCUGGCUCCAUCGCUGCUCAGUGCGCUUUGAUCUCUCGACUCUUUAGCCCGUCUACUAAGCUGCUGUUUUCACAUACAAACUUCCGCCAAGCAACUACUCGUCAACUCCGCCAGUGGUCCAAAGGGAAAUGGGUUGAAUGGGUCGACGUCUCUGGCGAACCCAGGCUCUGCAUCGUCGGUCGCAACCAAUCCCCGUCUCAUCAGUUGUCACCCCCAGUCAUCAAGAAAGGCCGCCGAGAUCCUCCUCCACACUUUUUGGUUUUCCCUUGGUUCCUGGCUGAGUGUGUUCUACUGAUGGGAGUACUGGCUGCUUUCGGAGUUUGUCUAUCAUACCUUCGGUUGAAAAACAUUGAGGACUACGUGACCACAGCCGCAGCUCUGUCGAUACUGUUUCUGAAUUACGCCCCAACCGCGAUCGCAUCCAUCAUCGGCUCUCUCAUCACUUCUGUAUACCGCAACCUGAGUGCCAUGGAACCGUAUAUCCGCCUCCAGGAGGGAAUGGCCACAGCCAAAGAUUCAAUCAUCGCCAAUCGUGGGUUCAGAACUCCUUAUAUGGCCCUGACCCGAACGCGCCGCCGAAAGCCAGCUCUCUUGUUUGGAAUCUCCGUGGUAUGCCUGGCAGAUCUGGUAUUGCGAGUACUCAGUGGUGGUGUGUUCGAGCCCCAAGUGCAGAUCUAUAGAACUCCAUCUUCCUCGGUGGCCCGUCAAUACUACCCCUCCCUUUUUGAGAGCCAAGCCAACGAGACUGGAGUCGGUGAAUCUAUCAUGGCUGCGAGUCGAUUGAUGAAUAAUGUUUCUUUCCUGCCCUGGGUCUCACCAGAGUACUUCUUCGUCCCAUUCUCGGUUAAACAUCCUUAUCCCGAUUUAUUGUACAGCACAGACGACGCAACCGAUGACGACGACGAAGACGAAGACGAUGACGAUGAAGAAUAUGAUGACGCCGACGCCGACGAUGACGACGCCUGGGCGACAUUUUCUACGAUGUCACGAGGCAUUGGAGCCGACCUGGACUGCCGUACUAUCCAUCCCGAGUUCAAAUCCGACCCAACGCAAGGUUGGAAAUACAGGUUCUCUGGGGGCACCGGAGUACACAAUUGCACAGUCGAAAUCAGACCAGAGACCCUCAAAAACAGCCCCGGUGCCAACUUCACAGAUCGCUCCAUUCAAUUUAUCGCGCCAAACGGAACAGAUACGUGUCAGACAUCGAACCUCUUUAUUUUCGCCUCUUGGAACCAGAACACCGUUUUGAAAAGCGGAUCCACAGGAUGGAUGGCAUUGCAGUGCAAGCCAAAGGUUCUGGUGCAGGAUUUCAAUCUUGAAUUUGAUUCGCGCGGGAUGAUCCAGUCUUACAAGCCUAUCCCCACAGGCUCCAUCACGAAAGGACAGCUAUAUCAGAAUGCUUCAGAUAGCCUCGGGCUAUUCAAUCAACGGCUGACGAGCUUCUCCCAUUCUCUGCCGUCCCGUGAUCCCUCCUCCACACAACGUCACGAUUGGUCCGGACUGUUAACAUCAUCAACCUACGACGUAUUGUACCCGAACAGCACGGAGAUCACCUCCGACCACUUGACAUACGUUGCGAGGACAGUCUAUCGUCGAGUGUUCAGCGCCCAUUUGGCCUUAUGGAGAGACAGAUAUCUCGAACACGUCUCUUUGAAACAGGCAGUGCCUGUCACUGCGACAGCGAUUGAAUCUCUGUGGGGACUAACACCAUCCAAGGUUCUGAUUGUGGCUAUCAUUUGCCUUGUGUGCGUUGACACUUCGGCCCUUGUCGCGGUAUUCAUCCUUCGCUUCAAUAGGUUCAAGGGGUUGCGCACGCCGCGAUCCAUUGGAUCUCUCAUGCCAUUUGUCGUGGGCGGCUCUUUUGCGACAGACUGUGGGGAUAUGUAUGAUUUGACGGAAGAUGAACGCCAUGCUCUGCUUCUGAGUCAAGAUCGAAGAUAUCGACUUGGGGAGUUUGCUGGUGAGACGGGAGACCAGUGGGGUCUUGAUUAUGAUGAUCGACAUCACCCCUCGGAGAUCGAGUUGGAUGAACUCAGAUCUGCAAUGUAA
Penicillium salamii is the source of this 3618-nucleotide messenger RNA. Lineage: Eukaryota; Fungi; Ascomycota; Eurotiomycetes; Eurotiales; Aspergillaceae. The record is from the annotation of a GenBank genome assembly.